CAGGAAUUGUGACAGAGGGAACUGAAAAUAUUCUGGUGUUUGCUCAGGAACCAGAAGCAGCUUCAGUUUACUCUAAGAAACUACCAUCUGAAGCCGUUCCUACGAUGGGAGACUCUUUCAUCAUAGCUGUAGACUUUGGGACUGCAUACAGUGGAUAUGCCUUCAAUAUAACAUCCAGAGAUAAAGAACUUGAGCCUACUGUGAAGUAUUGGGGUAAAGAGUACGGAAGAGAAACGCCAAAGACUCCUACCUGCAUCCUUUUUGAUAAAGAUAAACAGUUUAUCAGCUUUGGAUUUGAAGCUAAAGAAACGUAUGUGUCAAGAAUGGGAACAGAAGCAAAAGAUAACUUAUUCUUCGAAAGCUUCAAGAUGUCCCUCUAUAAACGAAAACUCAGCCUGGAUAUGAAGAUUAAAGCCAUGAAUGGGAAAGAAAUGAAAGCUCUGCAGGUUUUUACAGAAGCUCUAAAAUUUCUGAAGGAAGAUGCUCUGAAAUACAUCGCUCAACACACUGCAGGGAAACAGUUCACAGCUUCUGACUUCACCUGGGUGCUAACUGUUCCUGCCAUCUGGGAUAAUUCAGCUAAAGAGUUCAUGAGAGAAGCUGCAACUCAGGCAGGUAUUGUGACCAAAGAAAAGGAAGAUAAAUUGAUCAUUGCACUGGAACCAGAAGCAGCUUCGGUCUAUUGUAAGAAACUUCCAUCAGACGGUUUUAUUGCAGAAAACCUGGGGAAUCUAAAACUGGACCAGUCACCAGGAACUCAGUACAUUGUUGUUGAUUGUGGCGGUGGAACCAUUGACAUCACUGUUCAUGAAGUCCUGGAAGGAGGGAAUCUGAAAGAGCUAAACAAAGCCUCUGGAAAUGAUCUGGGAGGACAAACUGUGGACAGAAAGUUUAAAGAGUUCCUCCAAGAAAUAUUCACUGGAGUCUGGCAUGAUUAUGAAAAGAAAUUCCCCAGUGAGGUUCAGAAAAUUAUGUAUGACUUCACACUUUUCAAAAGACACGAAGAUGAUGUAGAAAUUCCCUGCCCAUUUAACCUGGGGAGAAUGGCUGAGAAAAAGAAAAAAAUUGAGAAGUAUUUUAAGAAAGUGCAAGGGGCAACCUGGGAUGAGGGAGUCAUCAAAAUCUCUAAAGAGAAACUGAGAGAAUUCUUUGAAGAGAGUCUACAGGGAAUAACUCAAAGCAUAACAGAAGUUUUCCAAAAACAAUUCAAAAUUAAGUACAUCCUGUUAGUCGGUGGAUAUGCUGACAGUGAGAUUCUACCUAACCACAUUACUGACGCGUUUAUAGAUGACUGUAAAAUUCUGUGCCCAUUCAAGCCACAAGAAGCUAUAGUGAAGGGAGCUGUGGAGUUUGGAAGAAACAAGGGAGUGGUGGCAUCUAGAAAAAAUCCCUUCACUUAUGGACUUGGUAUCUCUCAGAGGUUUGAUAAGUUCAGGCACAGGGAUGACAAAAAAUACACCAACAAAGAUGGUGUUUGGUGUAGAGACAUAUUUAUGAAGCUGGUGGAUGUUGGUGAGGAUGUUCGUUGGAAUGAAACCAGAGAGCACAUCUUAUACCCGGUAGAAGCAGCUGAGAAAGCAAUGAGCUUUUCGUUUUAUCGCACAAAGAAAAAACAUGUAACAUAUAUUGAUGAAUCAGACACUGAGGAAAUUGGCUCGCUUGUUGUUGAGUCUCCUGACACUACAUUUGGUUUGGAUCGUGAGAUCAGACUUAAAAUAAAGUUUGGCUUCACAGAAAUGACAGCAACAGGCACUGACAGAGAAUCAGGCUCAACACAAACGAUAAAGUUAAACUUCAUGAGGAAGUAACAGAAAAGACACAUCUUUGUUGACUUUUUUUCCAAAUAGAAAUGAGAAUGAAACCUACAGAAAGAGACUUAAAGAAGGUUUAAAUCUUCAGCAUGGUUAAAAAGACAGUGUUGGAGGUUGCUAGCUGUGAAACAUUACGGACUACCUUACUAUGAUUUAUUUUAACAGUUCCAUAAAAUGUCAUUUUUUAAACUAAUUGCACAUGUCACAAGGUAGAUCGUUGUUGGGCAGCUAUAAUCAAUUUGCCAUGUUACACAGAAAAAAGUUUUAUGAUAAAGACCAACUUGUAACGUAAUUGUGAUUUUAUUACAUGCAGAUUAAACAUUACAGAUUGUUCUAACAAAAUUUACAUUUUAAAGUUUUGAGAACCAGCUAUGAUUGUGGCUCACUGAAGAAUCUGGACUGUGUCCAGUUGGGUUUUGUUUAUUUUAUCUGCAGUUUAUAUUUUA
Messenger RNA from Poecilia latipinna (sailfin molly), 2257 nucleotides. Its product is annotated as heat shock 70 kDa protein 12A-like. Gene Ontology annotation, molecular function: ATP-dependent protein folding chaperone; ATP binding. Bases 105 to 1808 code for a protein of 567 amino acids. The transcript is spliced from 5 exons. Lineage: Eukaryota; Metazoa; Chordata; Actinopteri; Cyprinodontiformes; Poeciliidae. The record is from RefSeq and is a predicted model, not a curated record.